Messenger RNA from Aureobasidium subglaciale EXF-2481, 3165 nucleotides. RefSeq lists its product as uncharacterized. Lineage: Eukaryota; Fungi; Ascomycota; Dothideomycetes; Dothideales; Saccotheciaceae. The transcript has a single exon. The record is from RefSeq and is a predicted model, not a curated record. The coding region runs from base 387 to 2924 and encodes 845 amino acids.
AGCGUAUGAGCUGGCAUGCUAAUGACUUUGGGAGGGAACAUGUUGCUUGCACGUCGAAGCAGGCGAGCUAGGAGGACCCUUGACGAGGAUGUUGCUUCGCUGAUGUGGCGAUGGAGCCCAAUAGGCACUUAGUCUAUAUACAUUGCGGGACUCGUUGACUCGCACGCAUAAACUUUCACACCCUGAAUGUGAACGCUGCGGCUCUCAGUAGACAUGAUUGACUGGUGAAAUUUGGAGGACGAAAAACAGCGCGCCGUAGAAGGCGCAAGAAUCUGGAGGCGUCGCUUUCCCGGCAAACUUUCCUCAAGCAGCACGACCUACAUCAUCGCCAGCUGCUCCGCGAAACACCUCAGAGUCCCAUAUCCUUCUUCCAUCUUUCUUGUAUCAUGCUUGAUUUCCAAUCAUUACAGGAUAGCCUGCCGAAAAUUGAGCCUCCACUCAAAACGCUGUCAUCGCUCGACGAAGUGAUUCAGACUGCACGUGCCUUGUCGACCCGCCUCUUAUCCGACUGGCAUGAGUUAAGGACAAUCACAACAGGUCACGAGGAUUUGGUCAGGAAACGAUGGCGCAAGAAGGCUCGAGAUCAGAAACGAGUCGUGCUUGAAGAGGCUUGGGGCGUUGAUCUGAGUGAAUCUCAUCGACCGGACUUGAUACUGUUUAUCAACAGUGCCACUCAGGAGUCAUCAAAUCUACUGGAUGCAUACAAAUGGCCGUACCUCAGUCUGGAGGAUCUUCUACAACCAAGAGUUCUGCCGAUAUUUCUCGAAUCUCGUACGACACAUCAUCCCUAUGAGUUUUGCCAUGCCGACCUCGACGCGUGUGCGCUUGGCCUGUCUGCUGGCAAGAUUGAGACGGGCAACUUGAAAGGCUCCAUGCUUUUCGACGACAGCGAAAACGCCCAAUCUUACGGUCAAGUCGUUCAGGAAAGUGACGAUAGCGACCCUGUGAACGACCAUUCUGGAUAUCGGUUCAAGCUUGGAGAAGGUUUGCUGAUUCUCGAGACGCAACAACGCCUCUGUCAAUUCCUGCUGGCAUGCGCAAAGAGUAUCAUGCACGAUGUAGCUCCCGAGUCUACGGAAACCAUCUCGCCCGAUCCUGAAGUUCAGCCUUCGUCAGCACAUGAGCAUACCUCGACCAGUCUGGCUGCAAAUACUUUGGAUGCUCCGUAUCUCACUCCUGCAGAGCUGGACAUAUCUCGACUGAAGUCUCUCAUUUCAGCCAAGCGCUCUAGUAUCGCCGACCACAUCUGGCUAUUAAGAGAAGACCCUAGCUACUUUGCAGACUGUGUCAACGAGUGGAAGGAUCAUCAGCCGGAAAUGCUAUUGGAUUCUCAAGGAAACAAACACCCAAUACACAAAGCUGGCUUGACCAAGGCUUUCUGGAACAGGGUGUUAAGGAAGAUGAUCACGGACUCGUACCUUUCAUUAUCACUAUAUGACUCGACGUAUUCAGAGGUUUGUAAACUCGACGAGUUAUUGCAGCAGUACCCAAAGCCACCACCUCUUCAACCACUUCCGGCAGAACUCGCAUUCGCUAUCAAGAAGGUCAGACAUCUUCUGGAAAUGUCCGCCACCAACUCAAUAGCCUUGCUCAAAUCUCACGUUCCCCCUUCACCACCCAUGCUGAAGUACUGGCACAGAGAAGGCACUUCCACAGCAGACCAUCAUUCUAGCAAGUUUCGCAUGAUUCAGAACCCGCGCUCUGAGAACGACCCAGCUUUGGACCGCCUUUUCUGCGUGUACACGACUCUCUGGGACGAGAAGCAAGUGUCUCUGGUUGGUCUGCAUACUUUGGUGGGCGAACUCGAGCGCUUGACGUAUGCCGACACAAAAGCAAAAGACCUCCAGUCCGCUCUGGUCGUUGACAAUAUCGGCGACCUUGGCCUCAUCUCAGAAUGUCUGCAUCAACUCUCUCUUUACUAUCCCUGGUCACGUAGCAUUGAGCAUGAAAUGGCACGUAACCGCCAGCAACUUGCAGAAGAGUUCUAUACAAAGGCCACCGACUGGGAAAACUUCCGAAAGAUGUCCUGGCAAGGAGUGGAUCUGGCAGAGCUUGGUUCACCCGGAGAUGGCCGAUUCUCAUAUCCCAUCAGCAAUCGCCGCACCAAGACGAAUGCUUCCGCACUAUACAAGGCAGAGCAUCAAUUAGAUGCCUUCUGGCACGAGAUUGAUACGCAUUUUGCUUCACAGCCAUCAACCCUUCCGGACAAGAUGAUGAGGCUAUUGCUUGCUGGAGACCGGUCCUUACAUCGGACAACAGAGUGGCAAGAGCCAGUCAAAGCAGAAGUCAAAACAAAUGGCAAACUGAACGGCAGAGCGAAUGGAAAGACAAGCAACAAGGGCAAAGGUAAAAUCAACAGCAUCUCGGCCAUCAACGCAAAAGACAAGCAGACUGAGAAAACCACACCGCCGGUCCAACAAAGCCACGAGUCCUCGGAUGAGCAGCUCUCAACAACAUACCUCCAACUCGGCCGUCACAAGAGGCAUGCUUCACUUCAGGACUCUCCGAGCAAGACAUCUCCAACAAAGUCCAAGGUAACACAGUCACCAUCGAAUGAAGCCAGUAUUGCCUCCUCAACACCCGCCUUGACAGUCGACAAACGCGCCAAAAAGACCUUUUCAACUCUCUUCUUUGUUCCCUCAACCCACGAUACUCCCGCCGAUACCACAUGGACAGACUUUAUCCACGCCAUGCUCUCCUGCAACUUUGGUGUUGAAAAACUCUACGGUUCAAUCUGGCACUUCACACCUCCCGCAGAGCCUGCGGAAACGAAAGCAGGGCAAGGAGAGAGCAAGCAGAGUAUUCAAUUCCACGCUCCAUGGAAUGAAGACCAGAUACGAUAUUACGUGGCUAGAUUGAUGGGUAGAAGAUUAAAACGAGCGUAUGGCUGGAACACGGACACUUUCGUUGUUGUCAAAGAGUAGUACGGAGCGGGGAAGCUGGAUGAAAGUCUUUGUACAUGCGGGAUAUGCAAGAAAGUCAAUCAUUCGUUUUACAUUGCUGCAUAUCUUCUUUCUGAAUGUCUAUUACUCUUUCGGGACGUCAUCACGCCCCCCGAGUAUCUGUUUAUUGCAUCAAGUCGUUUUACCUUUAUCGUCGAUGCCCCUAGGAAGCCCUUUUUCCUCCCCUAAUGCAUACAGCUGGCGAAAUUGUCAUUCUUUUUUU